AUGACCCGGAGCCACUCUGUUAGGCUUCUGUUUUUGAUCAGUUUGGCAUUACAGAUCAUCCACGUGGGAAACAGCUAUCAAAGAGAGAAAUAUAAAGGUAGUAGAGAAGGAAUCAACAGUGCUACAGCUCAGAAGCUCCAGCAGAAGACACUCGAUUGGCCCUUGAAUAAUUUUAGGGAGGAGAACGACAGCGCGGAGGGCUGGAGGCCGCAGGGUUCACUGCCCUACUCGUGGACUUUCCGAGAGCGUGCGCCCCCGCGGCCGCGCUGCUGCCGGAACGGCGGCACCUGCGUGCUGGGCAGCUUCUGCGUAUGCCCUGCUCACUUCACCGGCCGCUACUGCGAGCACGACCAGAGGCACAGCGAAUGCGGCGCGCUGGGGCACGGAGCCUGGACCUUCCGCGGCUGCCGCCUCUGCAGGUGUGUCUUUGCGGCCCUGCACUGCCUCCCGCUCCAGACACCUGGCCGCUGUGACCUGAAAGACUUUCUCGCCUCACACUCUAAUGGACCAAGAACGCGGCUCACGGGGAAUGUUCUCCUCUUCCUGCCCUGCUUCCUCCUGAAUUCCGUGUUCAGCGAAGGGGGAGGCCGCUGACGGGACCGCGCCCGGCCUCGCAGCGUGGCCGAGCGAGGCGGCGCUGCGUGGGGAAGCCGGGCUUGCUUGUCCUGUUGUAUUGUCUAUGUUGUAGGUGAUAGAUUGGUUUCAUUUCUUAUCA
This is a messenger RNA of Kogia breviceps (pygmy sperm whale), 715 nucleotides long. RefSeq names its product cryptic family protein 1B-like. Gene Ontology annotation, cellular component: cell surface; extracellular region. The record is from RefSeq and is a predicted model, not a curated record. Lineage: Eukaryota; Metazoa; Chordata; Mammalia; Artiodactyla; Physeteridae. Gene Ontology annotation, biological process: anterior/posterior pattern specification; determination of left/right symmetry; nodal signaling pathway. Gene Ontology annotation, molecular function: nodal binding; activin receptor binding.